This is a messenger RNA of Cottoperca gobio, 3471 nucleotides long. It is a transcript of the gene scn1ba, whose product is annotated as sodium channel, voltage-gated, type I, beta a. The coding region runs from base 1999 to 2658 and encodes 219 amino acids. NCBI's taxonomy places the organism in Eukaryota, Metazoa, Chordata, Actinopteri, Perciformes, Bovichtidae. Gene Ontology annotation, cellular component: voltage-gated sodium channel complex. The record is from RefSeq and is a predicted model, not a curated record. Gene Ontology annotation, biological process: regulation of sodium ion transmembrane transporter activity; cardiac muscle cell action potential involved in contraction; sodium ion transport. The transcript is spliced from 6 exons. Gene Ontology annotation, molecular function: transmembrane transporter binding; sodium channel inhibitor activity.
UCCCCCAGCCUUCACCCAUCCCAAAGACUGAUUAGCGCGGCAUCCUUCCACUGACACACCACAUCUGGAGAUUACUGAUUUAGUUUUUUUGUGUGUGUAUUUCUCUCCCGCUUUUUCUUCAUUUUGACGUCACCCUCAACCCCUCCAGGAGGAAUAUGCGGGUCUUUAAAACACAUUUCCCACCGUGCAUCUCUUCUUGGAGGAAAUAAGAGGAAGAAGUAGGAGAUUUUUAAAUCUUUUUUUGUCUUCUUUCUGUGUCGUGCCCUGAUCCCAAAAUCUCUCCGAUGGUCCCCGGUGAGACAGCGGAGCGACUUCCAGCAUCUGACUCUCUGACGCGGGAUGGAAACCGUCCACCUCUGACUCAUCAUCAACAAGACGAAACGUUUCAAGGAUAUCAGUGAGGGAGGAAAAGCGCAGGAUUAGUUUUUCAAAAGGGGAUUUUUGAUAAAGAGGUGACAGGUAAAGAGGACGCUGCGUUUGGCUGUGAUGCGUUUAUGGGAUUAACAUAAAGAAAGAGGACAGACAGGACUUUGUAUCAUAUUCACGGCAAGACUAGUUGAUUAUAGUUUCUUGUAUCACAGUACAGUAACACAGUAACUCCAUACUAUUACUCCACAGCCACAGCGAUUAAAUGCACAAAAGAAUAUCGCACUUUAUUUUAGCCUCCAAAGACGCACAGAUGGGCGAGUAGCGGUGUAAAUAACCUUCCGUAAGAUGUUCAAUGCAUGCCUUUCAACCCGCCUUCAGACUAAAGGCAUGUGCUGGUGAACCAUCUGAGCAGCAGAGCCACCUGUGCUGUUGUAUUCAAGCCUGUGAGCGCCGUGCAGAGCCAGCAGCUAUACAAACACAUGGCACAACUGACAAACAGCGGAUGAUUUCACGUGAAUAAGUCAGAAGUAAACAAACUCUGCCCUAGAUCGCUGCCUGGAGCUUUACCUAAAGAGAUAUGUAGUUGUGAAGCUGCAAUUUGGAAUGUAGAAAGAAAGCAAUAGCACUGAUAUGAGGCAAUAACAAUAGAUUGAUAAAAAAAGGUUAUUACUGUAAUUGGAAACAAGCGAGAGGAUACUUCACACUGCUUCCAUUUGCCAUUUCACUUAGACUGUGCAUCUAUCAGGCACCGACCCUCCUUUCUGCCCAGGUCAUAUGUGCAGCAUGAGGGCAAAGUGCAGCUGAAGGUUUCCUGUCAACAUUUUUGACAUUUUAACACAACUUUGAUAUGCACUAUUACUUUUUAACUCUCCGUUGCACGACUCUCUCUCACACGGCAUCUUCCAUUUUCAACACAAAUUUGUCAGCGUCGUCCCUACGAUAUCAGUCGUCUAGUAGCUUUCAUGGUCAAUCGCUGACAGUGCCAUUUACCAAGCAGUCUGUGUGUCCCCGUACUGCCAGUAUUUGGUGUCUCAUUGUGGAGCUAAACAGGCCUAAGGGUGUGCCGCCAUUAUAUAUAAAUAGUUGAACAAAAGGCCUUUUGGUGCUGACAAGAGGCCGUAACCUGAAACUCAGAGUGAUUCCUCCCUCUGGUAACUCUACACCCUCACACACUGUGAGGCUGGACAAACUCUUCAGCAAAAAAAAACAAGAGCGAUUUAGAUCCCGAGACGGUGAAGAGACGAAGCAGUAGGGCACACACCUUCCACACUGCUGCUGUUAGGUUUUCAGGUGCCUAAGAAGACCAGAUCAGCAAGAAGACCCACCCUUGUAUGAGCUGAAAAAAAUAAAAAAGGAGGAGAAGAAGAAGACACCCAGGCGCACCACACCCAGAGUCCCAACAGCCUCCGGAAAGAGUCUCCUCCUCUCACCUCUCAGACUUUUAAUCCUAGUCAGGACAUUUUAGAGGUUUUCACCAACAAACUGGAAUAUCUGCUGUUUAGAUCUGUCUUGUAUCUCCUAUUCUGAAGUGUGAGUGUGUGUGUGUGUGCGUGUGCGUGUGCGUGUGAGUGUGAGUGGUGUGUUUUGACACCGUUGAGAGCCACCACCAGUCUUCUUUCUCCUGUCAGGAUGUCCGAGCUGCUGCUGCUGCCUCUGGCCCUCCUGGCGCUUCAAGCGUCUCUGUGCAGAGGAGCCUGCGUGGAGGUGGACUCGAACACAGAAGCCGUGGCAAACGAAGGCUUCAAACUGGGCUGCAUCUCCUGUAAGAUGAGGGGCGAGGUUCCCGCCAUGGCCUUCGUCAACUGGUGGUUCAAGGCUUCAAAUGAGGACAACUUCACCCAUUUAUUCAGAUAUAAAAAUCAAACGGCUGACAUCUUCGACUCACGCUUCUACGAUCGUCUGCAUUGGAAUGGCAGCAAAAAAACCAAUGACCUGCAGGACGGCUCCAUCUACAUCCAGAACGUGUCCUUCAAUGACAGGGGAACCUAUAAGUGCAUAUUCAACCGAACCCUUAAGUAUCCCAGAUACAACUAUCAAAUCACUCCCAACAAGACUAUCACCAUGAACGUGGUGCCGAAACUCACCAGGGGAUUGGCAUCCAUCUUGUCAGAGGUGAUGAUGUAUGUCACCAUCAUCGGGCUGCAGGUGUGGCUCGUGAUUGAGAUGAUUUACUGCUACAGGAAGAUUGCAGCGGCAGGAGAGGAAGCGCUAAGAGAGAGCGCGGCGGAGUAUUUAGCUAUAGCAUCGGAAAGUAAAGAUAAUUGUGCAGGUGUACAAGUGGCAGAAUAACACCGGUCGAGGAUCAUUCCAGAUGGCUUCCUUGAGGAACCUCACAUUCCCACGUUCAGGCCUCAGUCUCCUCUGACCGUCGCUUACAUCCCGCCAUCCUCUACACACGAUGGAAAGAUUCAACCACAGAGACGAGACAGAUUUUAAUAGAAAGGUUUUUUUUCCAAGUGACUUCCUGCAAGAGUAUGGAAAAGGACUGAAGUGUCUGGUGUUUGGGGGACAGGAGGGCUGCAUCAGGUGGGGGUCCGACGGGACAGAGAGAGAGAGAGAGGGUUGAACCGUAUAUACUGUAGGUGUAUAUGCACAGAUGAUCAAAUAUUAAAGGCCUAUAUUGUAUAUCAACUAACUGCAUGCUUAUUUUUUAAUAAGAUUUAUCAUAUUUCACUUCACACGAUAGUUUAUAAAACUUUGACGGUGUCGGUGUUUCUUCAGCUUUGGUGCACAUAUUACAUUUUUUUUAAUGAUAAAUCAACGUUUCAAUAGCAACAAAUAUAUUAAAUACUCGUAAAUUUGGCUGCAAAACGCCCGUAGAAAGUAGGCCUACAGCGGAAACGGCAUAUCAGCAGAGUUCACACAACAGGCCAAAGUCUAAACUUUAAGGACACUUAUCAAAGUUUUUAUCAGCCUGAAACCAAUGUCCACAGUCCAAACCCCGUCUGACAACACAUCCAACCUAUUUGUUUUUUUAUUUCAGACAUUUUAACAUAUUUGAACUAUGAAGUGAAGUGUUAUUUCUAUUGAAUGAGAAUUCUUCUGCUACAUGUUUAGCUCGUCUCUGGAGGUUGUUUGAUUAAAAUGAUUAGUUUUCUCAGA